Cynocephalus volans (Philippine flying lemur) is the source of this 8212-nucleotide messenger RNA. RefSeq names its product PATJ crumbs cell polarity complex component (gene PATJ). The record is from RefSeq and is a predicted model, not a curated record. Gene Ontology annotation, molecular function: protein binding. NCBI's taxonomy places the organism in Eukaryota, Metazoa, Chordata, Mammalia, Dermoptera, Cynocephalidae. Bases 158 to 5953 code for a protein of 1931 amino acids. The transcript is spliced from 46 exons.
GCAAGGGGAGGGCCUGCCAGGUGAGGCGCGGUCACCCCAGGCUCUCACUUCCGCCCAGGUGAGGGAGGGCCGGCGCCGAGCCCGUCCGCCCCAGACUCCCACCCGCACCUCCGCCGGAGCAGGAUUUUAAAAAAGUGAUUGAAGAAAACAAUUCAAAAUGCCUGAAAAUCCUGCUACAGAUAAACUGCAGGUCCUGCAGGUUCUUGAUCGCCUGAAAAUGAAAUUACAGGAAAAGGGUGACACAUCACAGAAUGAGAAGCUAUCUAUGUUUUAUGAGACAAUAAGGAGUCCUCUCUUCAACCAGAUACUCACACUUCAGCAGUCCAUCAAGCAACUGAAGGGGCAGCUCAGCCAUAUACCCUCAGACUCUUCAGCCAACUUUGAUUUUUCUAGGAAAGGUCUGUUAGUGUUCACGGAUAGGUCCAUUACUAACGGGAAUGUCCACAGGCCCUCUACUAACUUGACUGUAUCUGGGUUAUUUCCUUGGAUUCCGAAGUCAGGAAAUGAGGACUUUAACUCAGUCAUUCAACAGAUGGCCCAGGGCCGGCACGUUGAAUAUAUAGAUAUAGAACGACCUUCAACUGGAGGCCUUGGAUUCAGUGUGGUGGCACUUAGAAGUCAAAAUCUGGGAGAAGUUGAUAUCUUUGUGAAGGAGGUACAGCCAGGUAGUGUAGCAGACAGGGAUCACAGGUUAAAGGAAAAUGACCAAAUAUUGGCCAUUAACCACACACCACUGGAUCGGAACAUUUCCCAUCAGCAAGCGAUUGCAUUAUUACAACAAACCACUGGAUCCUUACAUCUGGUUGUGGCCAGGGAACCAGUCCAUACAAAAAGCAGUGUUUCUACCAGCCUAACUGAUACAACUCUGCCUGAAACAGUUCGUUGGGGCCAUAUUGAAGAUGUUGAACUCAUUAAUGACGGCUCUGGAUUAGGUUUUGGAAUAGUUGGAGGAAAAUCAAGUGGUGUGGUUGUGAGGACUAUAGUUCCUGGAGGAUUAGCAGAUCGAGAUGGAAGACUCCAGACAGGGGACCACAUCUUGAAGAUUGGUGGCACAAACGUGCAGGGAAUGACCAGUGAGCAAGUUGCUCAAGUGCUGAGGAACUGUGGGAAUUCAGUCAGGAUGGUCGUUGCUAGAGACCCAACUGGUGAAAUUUCGGUGACCCCUCCUGCCCCUGCAGCCUUACCUGUUGUCCCACCCGCUGUAGCCAACAAGAGCCCUGACUCUGACAGUUCUCUUUUUGAAACUUAUAAUGUUGAACUCAUUAAAAAAGAUGGACAGAGUCUUGGGAUUAGAAUUGUUGGCUAUGUUGGAACAUCUCAUACAGGGGAAGCUUCAGGGAUUUAUGUGAAGAGUAUCAUACCUGGCAGUGCUGCAUACCACAAUGGCCACAUUCAAGUGAAUGACAAAAUAGUUGCUGUUGAUGGUGUGAAUAUUCAGGGUUUUGCCAACCAGGAUGUUGUUGAAGUUUUACGAAAUGCAGGGCAGGUGGUACGUCUAACCCUAGUUCGAAGGAAGACACCCUUGUCUGCUCCACUUGAACAGCCCUCAGACAGAGGAACUAUUAUAGAACCACCAAAAACACCAGUCCUCUUUCUAACUGGAGCAGUGGAAACAGAAACUAAUUUGGAUGGUGAAGAUGAGGAAAUUGAAGAAAGAAUGGAUAAUCUCAAAAAUGAUGACAUAUAUGCCUUAGAAAAAUUGGAAAGAGUCCCAGACUCUCCAGAAAAUGAGCUGAAAUCCAGAUGGGAAAACCUAUUGGGCCCUGAUUAUGAAGUAAUGGUUGCUACUUUGGACACACAGAUUGCAGAUGAUGCCGAGUUGCAAAAGUAUUCAAAGUUGCUGCCUAUUCACACUUUAAGACUUGGUGUGGAAGUGGAUUCCUUUGAUGGGCACCAUUAUAUCUCUUCAGUUGUUCCUGGUGGUCCUGUUGAUACACUGAACCUCCUACAGCCAGAGGAUGAGCUUCUUGAGGUCAAUGGUGUGCAACUCUAUGGAAAAUCUCGCCGAGAAGCAGUCUCCUUUCUUAAAGAAGUGCCACCCCCUUUCACCUUGGUUUGCUGUCGACGGUUGUUUGAUGAUGAGGCCUCUGUAGAUGAACCAAGGACCACAGAAGUCUGUCUUCCUGAGACGGAGGUUGACCACAAUGUAGAUGUCAAUACUGAAGAAGAUGAUGAUGGAGAAUUAGCACUAUGGUCUCCAGAAGUCAAGACUGUUGAGCUAAUAAAAGAUUAUAAAGGCCUGGGAUUCAGCAUUUUGGAUUACCAGGACCCUUUAGAUCCUACAAGAUCAGUGAUUGUAAUCCGCUCCCUGGUAGCAGAUGGUGUAGCCGAAAGAAGUGGAGAGCUGUUACCUGGAGACCGCCUGGUCUCAGUCAAUGAACACUGUUUGGACAACACCACACUUGCUGAAGCUGUGGAAGUGUUGAAAGCUGUGCCACCAGGCACCGUAUGCCUUGGCAUCUGUAAGCCUUUGGUGGAAGAUGAUAAAGAAGAAAAUUGUUAUAUUUUACAUUCAAGCAAUAAUGAAGACAAGACUGAAUUUUCAGGAACAACUCAUGAUAUAAAUUCAUCUAUAAUACUUGAAGCACCCAAGGGGUUUAGAGAUGAACCGUAUUUUAAAGAAGAACUUGCUGAUGAACCAUUUCUAGAUUUGGGAAAGUCUUUCCAGUCUCAACAGAAGGAGGUAGACAACAGCACGGAGGCCUGGGAGAUGCAUGAAUUUCUGACUCCUAGAUUGCAGGAAAUGGGUGAAGAAAGGGAAAUGCUUGUUGAUGAAGAAUAUGAGCUGUAUCAAGAUCGCUUUCAGUCCAUGGAGUUGUACUCCACGUCGCACAUUCAAGAAGCCACUCCUGUGCCCUCUGUGGAAGAACUUCACUUUGGUACACAGUGGUUACAUGACAGUGAAACUCCCGAGUCACAAGAAGCAAGAUCCAUGAGGAGUACAUAUUCCCAGGAGACACAGCAGUAUAGCUGUAGCACUGAAAACCUGAUGAAAGAAAAUUUUGGCCUUGAUUCCCUGCCGUCUGUACCCUCAACUAAAGGAAACAGUCAACAAAGCAGAUUUGAUGAUCUGGAAAAUCUUAAUUCAUUAGCAAAAAGCAGUCUGGAUUUAGGCAUGAUGAUCCCACAUGAUGUCCAAGGUCCUAGCUUGCUUGUUGACCUUCCUACUGUGGCUCAAAGAAGGGAGCAAGAAGAUUUGCCUUUAUACCAGCUCCCCAGAACCCAAGUUGUUUCCAAGGCCUCUGCGUACACAGGAAUGUUGUCUUCUAGAUAUGCCACUAAUGCAUGUGAGUUACCUGAGAGAGAAGAAGGUGAAGGAGAAGAAACUCCAAACUUCAGCCACUGGGGUCCACCAAGAAUUGUCGAGAUUUUUAGAGAACCCAAUGUUUCACUUGGUAUCAGUAUUGUUGGUGGACAGACUGUUAUAAAACGCCUGAAGAAUGGAGAAGAGCUUAAAGGUAUAUUUAUCAAACAAGUUUUAGAAGACAGUCCAGCAGGAAAAACAAAUGCACUUAAAACUGGAGAUAAAAUACUUGAGGUGUCUGGAGUAGAUUUGCAGAAUGCCUCACACAGAGAAGCAGUUGAGGCCAUUAAGGAUGCAGGAAACCCUGUGGUGUUCGUUGUUCAGAGCUUGUCAUCCACUCCAAGAGUCAUUCCUAAUGUACAUAACAAGGUCAACAAAAUCACCAAUAACCAGGACCAGGACACCCAAGAAAAGAAAGCAAAGAGGCAAGGAACUGCUCCACCUCCGAUGAAACUGCCUCCACCUUAUAAAGCUCCAUCUGACGACAGUGAUGAAAAUGAAGAAGAAUAUACCUUUACUGACAAAAAAAUCAGGCAAAGAUAUGCAGACCUGCCUGGAGAACUGCACAUUAUUGAGCUUGAAAAGGAUAAAAAUGGUCUUGGACUCAGCCUUGCUGGUAAUAAAGACAGAUCACGCAUGAGCAUAUUUGUGGUGGGAAUUAACCCUGAAGGCCCUGCUGCAACAGAUGGACGAAUGUGUAUUGGAGAUGAACUGUUAGAGAUAAAUAAUCAGAUCCUGUAUGGAAGAAGUCACCAAAAUGCAUCUGCCAUUAUUAAGACUGCCCCAUCAAAGGUCAAGCUGGUUUUCAUCAGAAAUGAAGACGCAGUCAAUCAGAUGGCUGUCACGCCCUUUCCAUUACCGUCAAGUUCCCCGUCUUCUAUUGAGGAUCAGAGUGGCACCAAACCUGUUAGUUGUGAGGAAGAUGGCAGUUUCGAAGUUGGUGUUAAACAAUUGCCUGAAAGUGAAAGCUCCAAACUGGAGGACACACCCCAGGUGGCUGGUCAAGGUGUGGUGGCAGAUCAGCAGAACACACUGGAGUACCCGACUGACAACGCUGUCAGCCAGAUGAAACAGCAAAAAUAUUCGGCAAAAGUCUCCUUCAGUUCACAAGAGAUACCAUUAGCACCAACUCCAUCAUACCAUUCAACAGAUGCAGACUUCACAGGCUAUGGUGGCUUCCAGGCUCCUCUGUCAGUGGACCCUGCAACGUGUCCCAUUGUCCCUGGCCAGGAAAUGAUCAUAGAAAUAUCCAAGGGACGUUCAGGGCUUGGUCUCAGCAUUGUUGGAGGCAAAGACACACCAUUGGAUGCAAUAGUUAUACAUGAAGUAUAUGAAGAAGGAGCAGCAGCCAGAGAUGGAAGACUUUGGGCUGGUGACCAGAUAUUAGAGGUGAAUGGGAUUGACCUGAGGAGCUCCAACCAUGAAGAAGCCAUCACAGCUCUGAGGCAGACCCCCCAGAAAGUGCGGCUGGUGGUGUAUAGAGACGAGGCACACUACAGGGACGAGGAGAACUUGGAGAUUUUCCCUGUGGAUCUGCAGAAGAAGGCUGGCCGAGGACUGGGCCUGAGCAUCGUUGGAAAAAGAAAUGGAAGCGGAGUGUUUAUUUCUGACAUCGUGAAAGGCGGAGCCGCAGACUUGGAUGGGAGAUUGAUUCAGGGAGAUCAGAUCUUAUCUGUGAAUGGAGAGGACAUGAGGAAUGCCCCACAGGAGACAGUGGCCACUAUCCUGAAGUGUGCACAGGGGCUUGUGCAGCUAGAGAUUGGAAGACUCCGAGCUGGUUCCUGGACCUCCAUGAGGAAGACAUCACAGAGCAGUCAGGGGGGUCAGCACAGCACACACAGCAGCUGUCGUCCUUCCUUUGCACCUGUCAUUGCCGGCCUGCAAAACCUGGUUGGCACGAAAAGAGCUGCAGAUCCUUCCCAGAAAAAUUCAGGCACAGAUAUGGGACCAAGGACUGUUGAGAUAAUCAGGGAGCUCAGUGAUGCCCUCGGAAUCAGUAUUGCUGGAGGAAAAGGAAGUCCCUUAGGAGAUAUCCCUAUAUUUAUUGCCAUGAUUCAGGCCAGCGGAGUGGCUGCGCGUACACAGGAGCUUAAAGUUGGAGAUCGGAUUGUCAGCAUUAAUGGGCAACCUUUGGAUGGGCUGUCUCAUGCAGAUGUGGUUAAUCUGCUGAAGAACGCCUACGGGCGCAUUAUCCUGCAGGUUGUAGCAGAUACCAAUAUAAGUGCUAUAGCAACUCAACUUGAAAACAUGUCUACAGGCUACCACCUUGGUUCACCCACCACUGAACACCAUCUAGAAGACACAGAGUAUUUAUUGAGUGCCUUUCUAAGGCCAGAUACUAUACAAGUGCUAAGUCCUGACGAUUCAAACUUAGAAAUAACACCUCCACCUAAGAUUAUUACUUUGGAGAAAGGCUCUGAAGGAUUGGGGUUUAGUAUUGUAGGGGGUUAUGGAAGUCCCCAUGGAGACCUGCCAAUUUAUGUCAAGACUAUAUUUGCAAAGGGAGCAGCUGCAGAUGAUGGCCGAUUAAAACGAGGCGAUCAGAUUUUAGCUGUUAAUGGUGAGACCCUGGAAGGUGUUACUCAUGAGCAAGCUGUCACCAUUCUAAAACACCAGAAAGGGACCGUAACCUUAACUGUGCUGUCAUGAGCCUUGGGUCCCGAUCACAAGACAGAUGUUGCUGUUUAGAAUAUCCACAGGAAGAUGAAGCUCUGGGUGGGGAUGAAAAGCAACCUCAAUGAAAAUUUACCUUUACUCUUACCAUCUCAUCCUCCCUGCUCAGGAGAGAAGGCUGAGGUUUCAUGUGAAUUUCCCAAAUCAACAAUCAUCUGCCUAAUGUUUCCAGCUUCUGUCACCUAUUAGUGAAAGUUAAUGGUAAAACUUAAAUGAGUCUUAGCUGUUUUGCAUUUAACAUAGAUGUUUGCCAACUAGUAAUAACUGGUUCUGAUUAUAUUUACCAAAACUGGAGUUAACAACCUCUCAUUCCUUAUACCCUUCUCUCCCCAUCCCCUACUCGUACAGAGGCUUUACAGCAACCUCACAUCUCAUUUGAUGAACAGAAACAAAUGUUAAGCAACUUGUCAUCUCACUCAUGAUUUACUUAUGCUAAUUGUCUCUUCAAGUAAGCCAGAAAACAUUCGCAGCGUAAUUAACUUACCAUUGAUCCCCAGGAUGAAAUACCAAAUUCUCUCCUAUGGGAAAUUACUGUGUUCUCUUCUGUACAACUUAUAGCCAAAUAAGUUUCAAAUUCAUUUCUCUGGAUAGAUCUUUAUAUGUUAUCAUUGGUGAUUUUGAUGAGUCAGUUUGCAGACUAUAAUCUAAAAAUUCUGAAAGGCUUUCUAAUUGUUUUCUGAGCUACAUAAAUGCAUAUCACUGAGAAAAUGCACCUUAUUCUCAACAGGAACAAUUAGCAUUCAUGUUCUGAACUCUAACAAUGCUAAGUUAUUUUCAAGUCUGGGAAGUUCAUUGGGAAUUAAUGGUGUCUCAGUAGGCAGACACCCUUCCCACCCCUCAGUCUUCAGACAAGGAGGCAGAAGCCCCAGAACCACACUGCAGAGAUCAGCAAGUUUUGCCUCAAGCCAGAUGAGAUCUGUGUGGCAUUGGCCUUGUGCAAAGUAGAGUGACAAAGUUGAUUAUCCUUCUCUUUACCUCCAUGCCAGCCAGUCCAGCAGUACAGACUGCAGAAACCUAGAUAAAGCAACAUGUUAGCUGCAAAGUGACUGAGCAAACAACAUGACCUAGGAAUCAGUGAUGAAGAUGCUUGGCUGCUGUGUCCUGGUCUCCAGGGAGCCUCCCAUUUGAUGUUUUGCAUGCUAAGAAAGCAACUACAGUGGAAAAUAUAAGAAUACCUUUAAAGUUGAUUAUGGGUAUUCUUAUUCACAUAUUAGCAGGAAAAGCAGGGAGAUGCUCAUCAUUGAAUGCUGUAGGGUACUCUAUAAAAAAAGUGCCAUGAAGGAUGAGUACCAGGGACAGUAAUAGAAAUAAUUCAGCAUUAUUUAACUAUAACACAGUGCUGCAAAUGGUUCACAGUAAUUCUCAAAAUUUAAUGGACUCUAAUUUAAAAUGUUAUUUAAUAAGUAUAGAUAUUAAUUGGGAAUUAUCUUUGAGUAGGUGUAAUCACAAAGUGCAUUAACUCUUUUUGGAAUAUUUUGUGGCUAUUCCAAAGUAUAGAGUGCCUAAAUUUUAUGUUGAAAAUGUUUUUCAUGACUGGUAUUAAGUUUUCUGAAAUUACACAUGGCUUUUGAAAUUUCUAAUGUAUCUAAGAUAUGCAGUAUUGUUAGGAUCUCAUCUUUCAGUGCAUGAGAAGCUACCAGCCUCAGAAUGUUCUAUAUCAAUUAUAUUUGCAAGAACACCUCAGGCAGCCAAGAAGAAAUGAAACCCAAAUACUUGAAAAUGCACCUUAAAAUAUAUACAUAUAUAUAUAAUACUUUUAAAAUGUGAUUCUGCUUGAUUCUGAUGGAAUGGCCAUUAAAUAUACAUUUUGAAGUAAUACAUUGUUGUUGUGUUUCUUUAUACACUGUCCUUUUAGGUCAUGCUACUAAAAGUCUAUUGAUAAAGGAAUUGUGGUGUUUUAUACUUCUUGCUGCAAUAAACUGACAGAAGUAGUGUUUUACAUAACUGGUUCCGUCUCUGCUUGCAUGACUAAUAAAUAAUUGCCUUGCCAAAAGGAAUUUUUUGUGUCAGAACUUACUGACAAGCUGAGAGAAUAUGAAGAUGGAAAUUUGUGAAAGAAGUGAUUUUCUUAUAAUGACAUAUAUUGUUUUAGCUUCAUCAUUUGGGCCACUUAAGUAUAACAAUGAUAUCAUUAAUUGGAGUUAGCAAUGAGAGGGAAGUAAACCAGGAAAAAUAAAACUGCUGAAUGUUUGUACAUAUAAGAUGUUAUUUAAUAUCCUAAAUAAAUGUAGUUGC